This is a messenger RNA of Ornithodoros turicata, 1892 nucleotides long. RefSeq lists its product as uncharacterized. The transcript has 2 exons. Lineage: Eukaryota; Metazoa; Arthropoda; Arachnida; Ixodida; Argasidae. The coding region runs from base 438 to 1892 and encodes 484 amino acids. The record is from RefSeq and is a predicted model, not a curated record.
ACACGUGUUCUGGUACAAAUAGCUACGUUGGGACAGUUUGUUCCCCCACGAAAAAAGUAAAAGAAUGCCACAGAAAGCAUUGACCACGGACACUUGAAAAUCCGGACAAAAAACGCAAUGAGGGCGUUGAGUCACCUUAAACGCUUUCAGGUUGCUGUAAGUGGAAUCUCCUUUACAUGCUUCUUUGUCCUGGGUUUUCGUGCUUUGAUGUAUUCUAAACUUUCAUGUGGGGCUACUGUUCCGCUGACUCUGACCCCGGCCGUCGGGUUACUGACCCUGUUUGUUCUCGGAAAUGUGGUGGAAGGAAAUGAGCUAUUCUUGCAUCCGUCGGUAUAUAUUUGGGGUUAGCAAAUGUUUCUGGACAGUUAGAGUCUUGGAGCACCGAGAGACAUCGUUUCAUCUCCAGUCCAACUGAUUUCUGACCCGUGUUUCCAAGCAUGGAAAUUUUAGAGUCCAACAAAGGAGGUGACAAACUGUGCGUGGGUGGUUACCUGUAUACGAAACACAAGCCAGUGGCCUCGGGGACCCGCUGGCGCUGUGUCAGGCGGCGCACUGGUUGCAAAGGAGCUGUGGUGUGCAGUGGAGAGGGUGGAGACGAUUGCAGGGUGAGCGCAUCUCACGACCAUCCACCCGACAGCGGCGCCGUCAACAUUGCCAAGGCUCGGUGCAGGAUGAAGAACAUGGCGAUGUCAUCGACAGAACGGCCAGCUGCAAUUGUUGCUCAAGCCACCGUGUGCCUUACUGCUGGGGAGAAGACAUUGCUCAUAUGCGAAGACAGCCUGAAGCGAUGUGUUCGUGCUCAGAGGUCUUCGAUUUAUCCACCUCAACCAGCGUCCCUCCGUGAGCUUAUAAUCGAUGGUGACUGGGCAUUGACGAGUGGCUCCACCCCAGAACGUUUCUUGAUCUAUGACAACGGACCCGACGCGGAGAACCGACUCGUUGUGUUCGCGGCAGUAAGUGGGCUCAGGCUUUUAAGUGAGAGCACGUUAUGGUUCAUGGACGGGAACUUCGAUGUUGCCCCGAAGCUAUUCAAACAGCUUUAUUUCAUUUUAGCUCCUCUUGGAGACAGCGCUGUAUCAGUUGUGUACGCUUUCAUGACGUCAAAAACGCAGGAAGCGUAUGAGGAACUUUUUCAAGCCGUCGUCGAUGCGUGCAGUGCCCAGGGUAUGAUGCCCUCACCAGAUGUUGUCAUCACGGACUUCGAAAAAGGCGCCAUGAACGCAGUGAAGGCCAUCUUGGGUGAAGAAGUACAAACAAGAGGCUGCUUCUUUCACUUAUGUCAAAGUACGUACUCAAAGAUCCAGCAACUGGGACUGGCUUCGAGGUAUCAAGACGACGAGGAUUUUCGUCACUUUAUCGGCAUGCUGGAUGGCCUGGCCUUCCUUCCCCUUGAUGACGUUGAGGCAGGGAUGAACUUCGUGAAGGCCGUCGCUCCAGAAGGGGUGGAAGCUGUUAUCGCAUACUUUGAUGAGACGUACGUGAACGGGACAUACCGACACGUUGGAAGACUAGACGAAAACCCCCGGAUUCGUCGCACACCACCUCGGUUUCCACCGGAAGUGUGGAACGUCCAUGAAGCUACAUUGGAAGGUGGCGCCAGGACGAACAACCACUCAGAGGCAUGGAAUAGAAGAUUCAGCAGUCUGGUAGGCCAUUCCCACCCCACAGUAUGGCGAGCAAUAGCCACACUGCGCCUGGAGCACUCAGCGGUAGAAGGAAAGAUGACGCAGUCACUAGCCGGCGCUCCACCCGCAAAGAGGCAAAGGACCACCACCCUACAGUUGCAGGAAAGGCUUCGACGUCUCUGCCAAGAUUUUGUAGACGACAGGAGGACUCUGGAAAGCUUUCUGAGGGGUGUGGGACACGCUGUGCGUUUGCGUGCUCGCACAUAA